AUGGAGGGGCCCAAUUUCACCAAUCCGAUGUAUCCAUCGCUCCCUUUAAGACUGGGAUAUAUGAACCAUGCAAAUGCAGAUCUUACUCUGGAUGACAACCCUGCGCUGAUUUGGGAUCUGUACGGCCACGGUUACUAUCCGUUGCCUGACUACGACCAACCCAUGAAGAGACAAAGGCAGUAUAGUCGCGACAGCAGUCGCAGCAGCAAACGCAGCAGCAAUCACGAGUCCAUAAUCAGCAUUCUGGACAGUGAUACUGAUGGUAAAAGUCGUCACGAGUCAGGGAUCGAGUCAGGGAGCUCCUCGCGCCCAUCGACCAUUGCGACCACAUCGACCUCGUCACGCUCCAAUACGCACUCUGAAGCAGUUUACAUUGACCUCACCCUGGAGGAUGAGCUAUUGUGGCAGAUUACAGACAUCUUUCCGGGCAUCAGUCGUCAGCAUGUGGAAGAGCUGAUCGAACGUCAUAAAAGGCCCCAAGCGCACCAGCCUGCGCUGCCCCUGAAUGCAUUGAAGGAAAGCGUUAUUGAAGAUAUCUUACAGCAUCCUAACUACCCCAUGCAAGAAAAGGUCAAGAAACGUAAGAUUGAGGAGACGGAGGAGGAAGCUACGAUACGGUAUCUGCGAAAUAUCCCACAACGUGGUAGCCGUGCAUACCUCCAGCUAGCAACCGGACUGCUAGCUCAAGAAUUUGAAUGGAUGCCGCUAAAGCAUAUUCGGGAUGUUCUGACCGACAAAAAAGAGCUAUUCUCAGCGUAUCUCACUCUGCAUUCUCAGGAGAAUGAACAGACGGGAAAGUACACAAAGUUGAAAAGCAAAAGGGUCUCGAUAGCAGCAAACCUACCACAAGGCGACGAGGAGGGGCCGCCAAGAAGAAAGCUGAAAAAGAAGACCCUAAUGACCCGCAAAGAUGUACUUCGCAAGAAGAAGGAGGAGCAAGAGGCUGAGAUCAGAAAUGAAGAAGAACACAGCCGAGCUGGAAACCUCAUCGAAUGCCAGUGUUGCUACCUCGAUGUGCCAGCGAACCGAUCGCUCCCUUGUGAGGGGGAGAGCGUCCAUCUCUUCUGCUUUACAUGCAUUCGAAAAUCUGCAGAGACCCAAGUUGGGCUUAUGAAAUAUCAAGUUCAAUGUGUCGACACUAGUGGCUGUCAGGCAAAGUUUUCUCGUGCGCGGCUCCAAGAAGCCCUUGGGGAGGGUUUGAUGGGAAAGCUCGACAACCUUCAGCAGCAGGAUGAGAUUCAGCAAGCUGGAUUGAUAGGCCUUGAAGCUUGUCCAUUCUGUGAAUAUAAAGCCAUCUAUCCUCCCGUGGAAGAGGACCGCGAGUUCGUAUGCAAAAACCCCGAGUGCGAAAUGGUCAGUUGCCGUCUUUGCCAGCAAGAAAGCCAUAUUCCCCGCACUUGCGCAGAGGCCAAAAAAGAGAAGGGUAUCCCCGAACGCCACUUGGUUGAAGAGGCAAUGAGCAAGGCUCUGAUCCGCCCUUGUCCCAAAUGCAACGUGAAGAUUGUCAAGGAAUCGGGCUGCAACAAAAUGAUCUGCUCCAAGUGCCGUACUUCAAUGUGCUACAUUUGCAAGAAAGAUAUUACCCGAGAGAAGUACGACCAUUUUGGGCGUCCUCCGACCUACUGUCCUAACACCGAUGACCCAAGGUUAUCGUUAGAAGAGGUCGAGAAGGCCCAAAAAGACACUAUCGAUGUUAUAUUGGCACAAAAUCCCAGUUUGACUGAGGAGGAGCUGCGAGUUCCUGACGCAGAAGCAGCACAGUCGGCCACGAAUAUGCCAGGCGUCAUUCCAGUCCACCAUAAUUACGUGGGGUAUCCAAGACCAGGGAUGCCAGUUGGAAGAGCCAACCCCCCAGCUGUUGUUCGAUUUGAUGCACCCGUAGGCAUUGGAAAUGGCUGGGGUGGACAAGACUGGCCUCCGAACCCAGUAGGACAACCUAGGAACCCACCAGGGGGUCCUGCGCCCCCAAACGUUCCUGUACAAAAAGGGCAGAUACCCGCCCCCCAUGGCGGUACUAGUGCCUCUACUACACUAUCAACACGAAUUUAUGAAGCACCAACCGUUACGUUGAUCGACAAUAAUGAUGUCCCUGCUCCACGUCUAACCCGUCCUCGUAUCUCUGGCCCCUACAUCACUCUCGGUAACAACAGCAAUCAGCUUUUCAGCGUUACACAAAGAUGCUUUCUCAUACCAGACUUCCCAACAGCGAUCUAUACCCCUGCUUCAUCCGAGCACGAAGACAAGACAAACAAGCAGUGCCCCCGUUAUUGA
This is a messenger RNA of Aspergillus niger, 2271 nucleotides long. RefSeq lists its product as uncharacterized. Gene Ontology annotation, molecular function: zinc ion binding. The record is from RefSeq and is a predicted model, not a curated record. The transcript has 7 exons. The coding region runs from base 1 to 2271 and encodes 756 amino acids. NCBI's taxonomy places the organism in Eukaryota, Fungi, Ascomycota, Eurotiomycetes, Eurotiales, Aspergillaceae.